CCUGCUUUGUUUGAGACUUUGAGAACGAGCAAAACCUAUCACUCUUAGUUUGCAUGAGGGCAUAGACAAGAUAAUGCGACCGUCGACUAGACUACCUCUCAGUAGUCUCGCCGUUGCACCAUGCGCACGCAUCCCCGUUUACCGCCGUGUACAGGCUCUCCCCCUUCCACACAUCUCGUGUCGUAAAGCCUCGUCUUCAGCCGCUCUUGUUGAUACCAUCCCCGGAAUUGCUCAGAAUGUUGAUAAGGUUACGCAUAUGCUCCGCAUACCUAUGGAAUACAUGCACGAUACCCUUCAUAUUCCAUGGUUGUGGGUGAUUCCACUCUCUGCUCUUGCCAUUCGAGCUAUACUCUAUUACCCCAUUACACUCUCGACGCGCAAAGCCUUGCAACGCCGCUUAGCAAUCAGCCCGCUCAUAAAUGCUCACAAGUCUUGGUACCUCAAAGACGCUCGCAAUCACGCGCGCCACGAUCCCUCGGUAGGCAUGAUGAAACGGUACAGAACUGCCAUGCGAGCACUGAGGAAAGACUUGCAACAUAGGUUUGACUGUGGACUUGGGAAGACAUUGUUGAGACCCAUUCUACAGCUUCCUGUAUUUCUGACAAUGAGCUGGAAUAUUCGGGAAAUGUUGGGCAUACCUGGCGGUACACUAAAGUCUUUGCUGUAUACCAUGCUCGGCCAGGAGUUGACAGAAGGCAUGGACGCUGCGCGACAGGCUGCGCUACUGUUUGAGCCAACUAUGAUGGAGGAAGGGCUCCCUUGGGCUGUGGAUCUAACGAUCGCAGACCCAACAGGAACGCUGUCAUACGCAGUAUCUGCAAUCAUGAUGUCCCAGACACUACUGAGCAUGCGCCGUGUGCCUGGAGGUUCUGGCUCCGUCCUCACACGAUUUUUGCUUGUUCUCUCGCUCGCAAUCGGACCACUUAUGGUGAACGCGCCAGCUGGGUUGCUGUACUACUGGGCAUGCAGCUCUGGAAUGGCUCUGAUUACGAAUGUCAUUUUAGAUUGGAGGUACCCGCUACUUAGGUUCACACCGUGUAAACGCCCUCUGACGAAUCCUUUACCAAAGAAAUAACUGUCAUUCAUCGUGGCUUUGACAGCAACAGAAUCGACUUUCCCGAGAAGAAUCCAGCUACUUUACAGGGCGAAAAGGCUAGCAAUGAGUAGUUCCAGUAUGUGUUGUAUGUUCAAUGGAGCCCCUAGUUAAACCAACCACUGCUCAUUGAGACAUUUGAGACGAAGCUUGCAUAUUGUCAAGGCAUACAGUAUUUCGGCGCUGGGAAUCAAUAGGAAGCUGAUAUCAGUAUAUGCCCAGAACUUGAUCCUUUGAGUUUGAGCAUUUCGCUGAAAAGGCUCCAUUGAAUAAGCUCUACUCUGUGGGAAACAAAACAAUGCAUCAAAUAACUCCCCCGAAGAAUUGCUAGGUUGGAUCAGUCCAUAGAGCAUGGGAAAAAAGAUCUACGAACUCGGUCACAUUUCACAACUUUGGAUGUACGAAUUCCAAAGUUGCGGAGCAGUAGAGAGAAAAAAAAUAAGGGGCUCCUAAUAGAAUUUCCGGUAGAGGAACAACUGGGAAUAAAUAUUACUGCAGUUGUUUCUUACAUAAGCCCCAUAAACGUGCUGGAAAAAGUCGCCUGGUAUGACGGCUUUAUCGAGCAAACCACUGGGUUAAGACAAUUACAGAGUCAGCUAUGAGCCUUAGGUUAGUUGCAUUUGAAAUAACAUCGAAGCUUGUGUAUUCAAG
Messenger RNA from Verruconis gallopava, 1744 nucleotides. RefSeq lists its product as uncharacterized. Bases 74 to 1075 code for a protein of 333 amino acids. The transcript is spliced from 2 exons. Gene Ontology annotation, biological process: mitochondrial respiratory chain complex IV assembly; protein insertion into mitochondrial inner membrane from matrix. Lineage: Eukaryota; Fungi; Ascomycota; Dothideomycetes; Venturiales; Sympoventuriaceae. Gene Ontology annotation, cellular component: mitochondrial inner membrane. The record is from RefSeq and is a predicted model, not a curated record. Gene Ontology annotation, molecular function: membrane insertase activity.